Molecule: messenger RNA, 1720 nt
Organism: Scatophagus argus
Lineage: Eukaryota; Metazoa; Chordata; Actinopteri; Scatophagidae
Product: protein RoBo-1-like
Exons: 5
Coding region: 108-746 (212 amino acids)
Source: RefSeq, a predicted model, not a curated record
CCUGGUUGAAGGGAUGUGUCUUGUUAACGUGUUAUGGUUCUGCAGCGCUGCAGAACUGUAUAUAAGCUGUGGCAUUUCUGCCCCGAAACACCAAAGCUGCAUUCAACAUGAAGCUGCUGCUGACUUUCUGUGUUGCCUGUGCUCUGCUCUAUAAAGCUGAGUCAUUGCGUUGCCAUGUGUGUACCGAUGACAGAUGUACCAACUCAACCUCUGUCACAUGUCCCGCCACAAGUACAGUGUGCAGAACUGUCACUUCAGUGCGGACGACCGGUUUAACCGCUACUCUGACAGUGAAUAAAAACUGUUCGACGCUGCUGUCCUGCCUCACCCCUCUCAGCAUUGAAACUGAAUGGUCUGUGAACCGAGGUUUUGAAAAAGAAGGCCACACUCAGAUUUGCUGCGUUACUGACAACUGCAACCGCCAGACACUGGCCAUUCCCAAUUUAUUAACAAAUGGGAAGCAAUGUCCUGCGUGCUCAAGCUUAGCUGACAGCCAGGCGAGGACCUGCAACGCCACCCUGUCCUGUGUUGGAGUCGAGGACACUUGCUUCAAUGGCACCACUACAGUAAACUCCACAGAGGCGUUGCAGCUCGGCUGUAUGUCCAAUAACCUCUGCAGCUUGCAAGUUUUUCUGGAAACUGUGUUUGAUGGUAACCCCAGGAUCACCUGUGGAGCACCAUGGAGCGUCAGGAUCAGCGCCACGCUGCUGACCUUCGCUCUCAUCGUACAUAAAGUCCUUGUUUAGGUGACACAAACGCUCACUCUCACAUUCCGAAAAUAUUUUGUUAAAUAUUUCGUAACAGCAUAACAAUAAUAUGUCUUAAGCAAUCAUUGAAAAUACUACCCAUAUACAUACAGGUAUAAUCAUGUACACCCACACACAGAAACAGAUACAGUCUUACAGAGAUUAAGUCCCAGACCUGCAGGUGCACAGAGUUGCUCACUGAGGGGAACAGUGAUGUCACACGUCGCAGGUCAAACACAAAGACACACACUGAAUGACUGGUCAUGAACUAUUCUCCUCACAGAGAGAGGUUAAGACAUGCAAGCAGUACUGAGUAAUUUAUGACUACAGCAGUUAUGGGGUUUAAACCAAUUAAAUCUAAUCCUUUUUCAUUUUCAAUGUGCAACUGAGCAGAGGAGCUUUUUAAAGAUAUUUCAGAGUGAUAUGAGUGAUAACUACUCAGUGUUGUGAAGUUUUGCUAUAAUCACAAAAUCAACUGCUACAUUUCUAAACCUUCUGUUAACAAAUUAGAAACAUCUUUGUUCUCUCAAAAAGUCUUAUUAUUUCUUGUCUUUAUUAUUAUCUUUUUUUUGCAAUUAACUGUUUUCAUUAAGUUUCUCUCUAUAUAUUGUUGUGUAUCGAUGUAUUUCAGCAACCAGAAAGAGCUUCGACCACAUGAUUGUUUUUCCUCUUAACUUCCUGCGUCUACAUUUUAACAAAUACCUGAACCAGUUCAUCUAACAUGCAGUUUCAAGGACUGACAGAGCUGAAAGAAAAUGAGAUGUUUUCUUCUACAGCAGUCUGACAAACAUCAACCACUGUUUACCUAGCAGCAUUAAUACUGUUAAAGGAUCAGCAUCUGUAUCAGCUGGACAUGUUUCUGUUGUAAAGGUCAUGGUGACGGGAUGUGUUGGUAUUUGUGUUUUAUUAGGUGUUUGCCUUUCAUUGUUUAAACCUGCGCUGUACAAUGACAAAUAAAUUAACUUGAAUCUCAA